AUGAGACUGAGCAAUGCUUUUUUGUUUAUUGACAAAGAGCAGGAAAUACCACUGUGCCGAUCGAAUAAAAGUCCAUGGGUCUGUCUGACGUGUUCAAGUGUCCAUUGUGGAAGAUAUGUAAAUGGCCAUGCAAAAAAACAUUAUGAAGAUGCACAGAUUCCUAUGACCAACCAUAAGAAAACAGAAAAACAAGAGAAAGUUCAGCAUACUGUGUGCAUGGAUUGCAGUAGUUACAGUACAUACUGGACUUCUAAACAUACCAUAAAGUUCUGUAACGUACUGAAACUGCCAGCAAUAAGCCUAAAUGUUUCCCAGAGCAGUACAUACAUUUGCUGGCUUACUGCCAUCUUAGCAGCAGAGGAGGCCUUGGAGUUAGCAGAGGUCAGAGAGCACCUACAGAACUUGGAAAAUUCAGCCUUUACAUCGGACAGACAUAGGAAAAGAAAACUAUUGGAAAACUCAUCUCUGAACAGCAAGUUAUUAAAAGUAAAUGGAAGCACCACUGCCCUUUGUGCCACGGGCCUCCGGAACCUGGGGAAUACGUGUUUCAUGAACGCAAUCCUUCAGUCGCUCAGUAACAUUCAGCAGUUUUGCUGUUACUUCAAAGAGUUGCCCGCUGUGGAGCUGCGGAAUGGGAAGACAGCCGGCAGGCGAACUUACCAUACCAGGAGUCAGGGGGAUAACAAUGUUUCAUUGGUGGAAGAAUUCAGAAAGACACUGUGUGCUUUAUGGCAAGGAAGCCAAACUGCAUUUAGCCCAGAGUCUUUAUUUUAUGUUGUUUGGAAAAUCAUGCCAAAUUUUAGGGGAUACCAGCAACAGGAUGCCCACGAGUUCAUGCGUUACCUUUUGGACCAUCUACACCUGGAACUGCAGGGUGGCUUCAAUGGCGUUUCACGUUCAGUGAUCUUACAAGAAAAUUCUGGCCUGUCUGCAAGCAACAAAUGUUGCAUAAAUGGAGCUUCUACUGUUGUCACAGCAAUCUUUGGAGGCAUUCUUCAAAAUGAAGUAAACUGCUUGAUAUGUGGGACUGAAUCUAGAAAGUUUGACCCAUUCCUAGACCUUUCACUAGAUAUUCCAAGUCAAUUCAGAAAUAAACGUACUAAAAAUCAAGAAAACGGACCAAUGUGCACACUACGAGACUGUCUGCGCAGUUUUACAGACCUGGAAGAACUUGAUGAGACAGAGCUCUAUAUGUGCCACAAAUGCAAAAAGAAACAGAAAUCCACCAAAAAAUUCUGGAUUCAGAAAUUACCAAAGGUGCUAUGCUUACACUUGAAACGAUUUCACUGGACAGCAUAUCUGAGAAACAAGGUUGAUACGUAUGUUGAGUUUCCAUUACGAGGCCUAGACAUGAAAUGCUAUUUGUUAGAGCCUGAAAACAGUGGCCCAGAGAGCUGCCUGUACGACCUUGCAGCUGUUGUGGUGCAUCAUGGUUCAGGCGUUGGCUCCGGACAUUACACCGCAUAUGCAACGCACGAAGGUCGUUGGUUCCAUUUCAACGACAGUACUGUAACUCUGACCGACGAGGAGACUGUGGUAAAGGCAAAGGCCUACAUCCUCUUCUACGUGGAACGGCAAGCCAAAUCUGGAUCAGAUAAACUUUAAUACCUCCUUCUAAUUCUCACUUAUCAAGUCCAUCGGACAAAACAUUUCCAUUUCUCCGUAAAUACUUGAUCCAAGACUAUUAAUUUCAUUGUGCACUUUUCAAUUUCCUCUUGUGGGUUUUAGUUUUGUUGUGUCAAUGGUAGCAUUUGACUUACUGAACUUGGACACAAACUAACUUUUUUAUUAGUUAUACCAGAAAACCUCAGCAGAUUUUGAUUUGCUGCUUUAGUUGUGAUAACUCAAUUUUUAUAUAUAGUUUAAUGAACUACUUAGUUAUUUGACUUUUUUAUAUUAAUGUUUUCAGUUCUCACUUUCUAAAGGCACAUUUACAUCAGAGAAGCUUUCUGUUCUCCUUGCAAGCAAGAUAAAUGUGCUCCUGAUUAUGAAGAGCAAUACAACUUCAUGCUGCUCUCACAGCUGUUAUGUAGAUACAAUUUAAACUCUUUAAAUCAAGGAAAUAUUUGCACGUAUUAUUUUCCUUUGUGCAAGAAACUAAACAGCGACCUCUGAGCAAUCAUUCUUUGUCUGCAGAAGAGAUGAGAGAUGGCAUCGUUAAAUAGACCAGGUAAUUGCUGCUAUUGGUGUGUAUUCAGGCUGCUUACUUUCAGGAAUCAUUGUAAAUAAAUAGUUGGUUCAAUUGUAUCUAUACUGCAGAUUAAUUCAAGUGUUCCUCACAUAUGCUCUUCCCUUCCCUCCCCCUUCAACAUUUUUAAAAAUUAUCUUAAAAUAUAUAUGUCUUAAUUGUGUUGGAUUUGGAUUUUUUUUUUAAUGAAUCUAAAUUGCCGGAAACAUCUCUAUUUCAGAUUUUAAUCCUGAAAUUUGAUCAUAAACAAUGACUUGCUUUAAAACUUGGAGACUUCCUGGCACUGGGGCCCCAACCCCCUUUCCUCAUGGAAUAGGAACGUAGCCCCAAAGCCUGGGAAUCUGUGAAAACACGCUUAACUCUAAACACAGCUCCUGUCCACCUUCAAUGCCUAAAGUUUGCUUAAAACUGAAAGACAGUGUAUGGAAUUCAAGGUGCUUUGUUUGACUUGUGCGCUGCCAGUUCAGUUGCAAACUGUAAAGGGAAGAUACUCAAUUUCAUACACGUAAGAGAUUACACCAUGCUGGUCUGAUGGGAGAUGUUCAGCCAGAACUUCUUGUUGAAUGAAGCAGCAAAAUGGCUGUCAUAUUUACUCGUUAGCCCAGUGUGCUGCUUUUUUAAACAGUCUCUGGACUUGAACUGGCGGUAUCAUACGAUUUCUUAAACCUGUCUGUUGAAUGGAAAAAGGCUUCAGUUUCAAGUUGAAUUUUAGCUGUACUGCUGAUGUUCUGGUUAGCAGAAGUCAGACCCUUUCAAUUAAGGAGAUGUAAAAGAACAGGAGAACCGAUGUUGCAAAAUUUGGGAGUCCAGAAAAUCUGAAAUUUGACAAAUGUGACUUUUCAGUCUCCCCCCCACCUCCCCAAGCCAGCCCCCGUGUUGCUGGGGAGUAACUAGACACUCCUGCAGUCUCAGAAGCUUGGUGAUAAGUGUAGGAUUUACUUUACAGAGAAUCACAGCACCAAACAGCAUCUUCUAGUUGUGAUAACAAAGUACAACAUACUUGUCUGAAAACAUGUAAGAAUUCAAGUAAAAUGUGUGUUUGUUUUUUUUUAAAGCUAAUGCUUCCAAAGGAUAUGCCCACUAAACGUUUCCCUAAAAAUUGUACUGUAGCUCAACUUGAUGCAUAUUUUUUUGAGUAAGCAUUGAUUUCCCUGUUGUGGGCAUACCUGCUAGCUGUACGUUGGCAACUACAAAUAGAAAUCACAAUCCGAUGUUGUUUAAAAGGCAGUCGUUCGUUCUGGCUUUUUCCACAUCAUCUUAAACCAGGAAAGAGACUGGCUUUAUAUAAAAGUGCAGAAAAUGGCCAGCAUUGCUAAUUGUGUUUGACUACAUAAACUAUACAUUAGCUAAAAACCUGUGCCUGUUAGCUACAUUGUGACACACACACACACACACACGUGCAUCUUGUCUUGUUUUUGCCUUAAGUCGAAUAAAUAGAACUAUUCAUUUUUUUUAAUUGUAGAUGCUUGUCACCUACUGUUUUCCAGUUUCUUGCAGUCAGAGCCUUUGUUCCGGCAGAAGAGUUAGCUGUUACCAUUUAUGUGGGCAGAAAAAGGUAUCUGACAGACUUCAUCAUUGUGUGGGGCAGGGGGAAAGUAUCUUUUAACACACAUGGGGCAUUCAAAUAGUUCCAACUGUAUUUGCAUUCUGCAUGCUGCUUCAAUUGGCUUGCUUUAGAAGUUUAGUUUUGGGGGAAUACAAAUAUUAAAAUACACCACUAGCCAUGGCCACAAACAGUUUAACUUGCUGUAGGCAAGUGAAUGCAGGUCUUGCAAAUCGGUGAUGUAAAUGUGCCUUUGUGUAUGUUUAGGAACUUAAAUUUGUAAUUUUCAUCAACAUUCACUUAUUUUAAGCCGUUUCUACUUCUCCAGUUAUUUUUUUUUUUUUCCUUAAUCAAAUUAAUGGUCUCACUUCAGUAUGUCCUUUCAGUAAUCUUUUCUCUGUAACAUGAAGGUCUUGGGCAGUGGCAUCCAGCACGGUCCAUUUCAGCCAUGGCCAUGGGAACACAAUGCAAUCGCGUCACGUCAGUCUUGUUCUUGCAGCAGGUGGUGAUAAGGACUCAGCCAUAUGCGUUGCUGGAACAAGUCCAUCAUAAAUCCUUUCCUAAUCUAACUUUCUCCCACUGCAAACCCAGAUGGACAGUACAAACAGUUUGUUGUGGCAACACAAAUAUUUCUCUUCCUGGUGGAGAACUCUGCUUAUCCACUGUAUUCUAUUCAGUGUGGUGUCAAAAAAAAAAAAAAAAAAAAAAAAGUAAGUAAGUGAGCACUGAACCAGUAACAUAUACUGCACCUGGCCUAGUAUUACAUUUUUAACCUUACUUGUAUAUCCUAUAUUUAUCUACUAGCUUGUGGGAGGGGGGAGAGAUCUGAUUUCAUUUAAGCCAAAUGUUUCUUUUCUACUUACUGCUGAUCAUAGUACACACUAACUGGCAAGAAUUUUUUUCUUGCUCAUGUCUGCUCUGCAAGCAACAACUGCUCUCUACAGUUCAAAGACUCGCAUAGUUUUUUUUGUCACCAAAAUUUGCCUGAUAUAAGGGUGUCCUUUUGUUAGUCAUUGUUUAGCCAUGUAUACAACUGGAGCCAUGACUUCUGUAAAACAAAACUGCAAAAUUUCCAGCUCUCAGAAUAGUGCUUUACUGUGGUGUAUACCGAGCAUUUUAAUGCAGAAUUGUGCAAACCUCUAAGGCACUUAGACCGAGAGCUCCUUCUCAUAGUACGGGCAGAAGGUGUUUUUCCAAGAGGUCAUAGAUGUCAGUGGGAGAUGAGAGGUUAAAACUUUCACAGAUAGCUAGGGAAAAGUGGACUUGUAUCAGAAGCAGGAGGCCAUUUAUAAGGAUUUUGCUAAAUCGAUGGCACGCAUAACGCUUCUUGGUGGUCAAAAGCUUCCCCAGCCAUGUUUCAUUACCGAUGUGUCUCUGUCUUACCGAUGAGGUAAUUGGCACCUUGACAGUUGAUUCCAAUGUGCUUUAGGAUAUCCUCAAGUACUGUAGUGCCAUAGUUGUAAUUGUUUACCAUUAAAAUCUAGUGUGUACGUUUCAGUGAG
Molecule: messenger RNA, 5233 nt
Organism: Struthio camelus australis
Lineage: Eukaryota; Metazoa; Chordata; Aves; Struthioniformes; Struthionidae
Source: RefSeq, a predicted model, not a curated record